AUCAUAUCAUCCUGAAAACAUCUAAGGAGUGGUAGUUUGAAUCAUCAAGGGGCGGGACUUGUCUUUAUUUAGUUUCUCGUCAAAUGACUCAGUGCUGCACCAUGGCUGCGACAGAAGACCAGACAGACAGAUUCUUCACAGCAUCUUCUUUUUGGGAAGGAUAAAUAGAAAUAAAAAAAAACAGCAUCCCCCAGAAAGUAUUGUGACUGAUGCCAAAAUGCUUGAAGACUUAAAGAGCAUCUAUCUUCGGCCUUUUGACCACUAUUCCUCUCAACUGCCCAAGCGGAGUCCAUUCUCAUGUGUGCUAGACAUGAUUGUCCUCCUGACUGGACAGCAGAAUGAAGAGGAAAUAAAGAAGAAGGUGCGAGAGAUCACCAAACAACUGAGGAGGGGUAAAACAAGGCCUCUUAUCUCCUCCAACAUCUGUGUCUCUCAGAUCCCAAAUUCAGUCAGCUACUAUGGUGUCUCCAUGUCCACUGCUGGGCGUAUUCCUGGUAGAAUCAUGGUUGCUGCGUCCUGUCUUAGCUCCUGGGACAGUUAUGUGGCUGGUGCAGUGAUGACCUACUACCCAUAUAAUGCCAAGAAACGAUAUUUUGAUGGGACCAUCAAACUGCCAGAGAAUGUCAGGUGUGAGGCGUUUAAAAUCGUUCAAGGAGAAGAACUGCCUGCUUGCAGAUCAUGUAAGAAUUUGUUUAGUUUAAAAACAGAUGGAACCAAAGAGUGGCCCUACGGUAACUGUGCUGAAGUUGAAAGUCUGAGCAACUUGUUUAAAAAUGUUGAAGAAGUUAGAGAGCAAGCAAGACCAACAUCGGCAAAUAACACAGAGGAGAACAGGCAGAGGGCUGAAGAGAGUGUCAAGACAGUGCUUGAACGUCUGCUGAGACAGCACAACUUUACAUGGGAUGGAAAUUUCUUCACCCCACAAUGAGUUUCAAGUGCAGCGAAAUGCUUUGGCUCCCUGCUCUUUCCUUUUUAAUCAUACCUGUGUCUUAAAGUUGCAAUGUGUAAGACAUGAUCAGAUUUGAAGUGGCUCAGACUUUCAGCUUAGUUUAAAACAUUAAAACAAAUCUACUAAUCUUCAGAUCUACUGAAAUAAGCGUGUUAACCUGAAUCCUUGAAUAUUAAAUAUUGUAAGUAGAAUUCUUACGGUGCUUCCUUAUAACUUGAAUAGAGCAAAUUCUUUUGAUAUAAGUAUUUACUUUAACAAUGAAGAUAGAAAUGCAUCAAUGGAGAAGAUUGUAAAUCAAAA
Messenger RNA from Perca fluviatilis (European perch), 1249 nucleotides. RefSeq lists its product as uncharacterized. The record is from RefSeq and is a predicted model, not a curated record. The transcript has 4 exons. Lineage: Eukaryota; Metazoa; Chordata; Actinopteri; Perciformes; Percidae. The coding region runs from base 218 to 928 and encodes 236 amino acids.